AUGGCUAAACGUUCUAGAAGAAUAGAUUCAACGGACGAUGACAAUGAGUACGACUAUGAGGAGGCAGAGGCACAACCUAGGAGGAGUACAAAGAACAUUUCAUACAAUGAAGACGACGAUGACGAAAAUGCAACUGAUGUUCAAGUAGAUGAACAGGCUGAUGCGGUACCUGCGGAUAACAACGCCAAGAAGGAAGACGAACUUGAUAGUGAUGACCCAUUUGGAGUACCAACGUCGCCUGAAAAAGAUGACGAUAGUGAAGAUUACGUCGAGGAAUCCGAUGUAGAGAUUAGAGGUCCAGGAAGAAAAAAGAGAAAAGUUGGCAGAAAAGGAAGAGCAAAAGGGAGGUCAAAUAAGCCCCGCAUAGAUAGCGAAGAUGAAGAAUUUAGAGAUGAUGGUGACGAUAGUGACGAGGAGGAGGAUGAUUUUAUCCUUUCUGAUGACGAAUUUGUUGAAAGAAAAAAACGCGAUAAUUUCAUUGUUGAAGACGAGAACGAAUGGGAUGACGGAGAAAGUGAAUAUGGAGUCAGGCCAAAGAAGAAAAGAGGACGUAAGAAAAAGAGUAGGUCAGAAUCAGCCGAGCCCAGAAGGGCAACAAGAUCAGGAAAAGUGCUACAAGAAUUGGACCCCGGCUUUAUUGGAGACGAUACUCACGAUGAUGGACAAGAUGACGUCGAUGAUAUACAGAGGGAAAUAGCUGAGCUAUAUGAUUCGUCGCCAAUGAGGGACUCUGAACCUUCACAACAUAAAUUGAGACAAAGAGCUAAAGUGGAUUAUACCAUUCCCCCACCGAUCACCAAUGACUUGAUGCUUGAAAGACCUUCAACGCCAGCCAGCAUUAGAAACAGGCGAGGAAGACCCGCUAAUAAGAGUGACUUUCGCAAAAUCUUGUACCCUACAGCAGGUCCUUUUGGUGGCAGUGACGUGAUAUCGUUGUUUGGAACAAAUAUCCCACCAGGAGGUAUUCCUUUACCGGGAAUGAGCGAUCCUAAUAACCUUACCGCAAUAGGUCAAAAUGUAAGUGACUCAGACAGUUCAGAGGAUGAAAUUGCUCCCAUUAAUGGCGAAGCUACAAUUAGUCACAAGGAGAAGAAGCCUUCAAAGUCAGAAGGUAAAUUGCUUACUGGUGGAUCUGAUGAUAAGAAAAAGGCGAAGAACAGCCUAAGUGAUACUGACCCUCUUGGAGUGGAUAUGAAUAUUGAUUUUUCAGUUGUUGGAGGAUUGGACAACUACAUCAACCAAUUGAAAGAAAUGGUUGCGUUACCUCUAUUGUACCCAGAAUUGUAUCAAAACUUUGGUAUUACUCCACCAAGAGGUGUAUUGUUUCACGGCCCACCGGGAACUGGUAAGACAUUAAUGGCAAGAGCAUUGGCAGCAAAUUGUUCCACGCCUGAGAGAAAGAUUACUUUCUUCAUGAGGAAAGGUGCUGAUUGUUUGAGUAAAUGGGUCGGAGAGGCUGAAAGACAGUUGCGGUUACUAUUUGAAGAAGCCAAGAACCAGCAGCCAUCCAUUAUCUUCUUUGAUGAGAUUGAUGGUUUGGCUCCGGUGAGAUCGUCUAAACAAGAGCAAAUCCAUGCUAGUAUAGUUUCUACUUUGUUGGCAUUGAUGGAUGGUAUGGAUAAUAGAGGACAAGUGAUUGUUAUUGGGGCGACAAAUAGACCUGAUGCAAUUGAUCCAGCUCUACGAAGACCAGGUAGAUUUGACCGAGAAUUUUAUUUCCCAUUACCUGAUAUCAACGCGAGAAAGGAAAUUUUAACCAUUCAUACAAGAAAAUGGACGCCGCCAUUGGAUGAAACGUUUUUGAGCAACCUUGCUGAACUUACAAAGGGAUAUGGGGGUGCCGAUUUGAGAGCUCUAUGUACUGAAGCGGCGUUGAAUAGUAUCCAAAGGAAAUAUCCUCAGAUUUACGAGACGAAUCACAAAUUGGCAGUAAAGCCUGAAAAGGUUAAAGUUAUUGCCAAGGACUUUAUGAUGGCGCUUGACAAAAUUGUUGCUUCCAGUGCAAGAUCGACCUCGUCCGGGUCUGCUCCUUUGCCUGAAAAUCUUAAGCCUUUGCUAAUUGACAGUUUUGAGCAGAUUAAAUCAAAAUUAAAAGAUUUGAUACCUGUCUCCAUCAGUGUUACUGGACGUAAAAAGCUCACCACUUUAGAAGAAGCCAAGUACCUUGAUCCAACCAUUCACGACAAAGAUGGUGGGUUUGGAAAACAACAGUUGUUGAAAAACUUGGAAAAUGCUAGAAUUUGCCGGCCCCAUUUGCUUGUAAGCGGCGAGGAAGGGAACGGGCAGCAGUAUCUUAGUGCCGCCGUUCUCAACUACUUGGAAGGAUUUCAAGUACAGUCACUUGAUCUUGGAACCAUGUUUGGAGAUUCUACGCGAACAACAGAACUGGCUAUCAUUCAGGCAUUCAUUGAAGCUAGGAGACAUCAGCCUGCCAUAAUAUUGAUUCCAAAUAUUGAUGUUUGGUAUCAAAUUUUACCCGACUCUGCAAAGGCUACAUUAUCAAGUCUACUACGUGGGUUGAGAAGCAACGAAAAGAUUUUAUUGCUUGGAUUUUCGGAAACUCCGUUGCACUAUUUGGAUGAUAGAAUCAAGUAUCUAUUUGGUUUGGAAAAUUCGUCAAACAAUGUCAUCUUGCAGAAUGCAACCAAACUGGCGAGAAAAGAGUUUUUCCUGACGGUGUGGAAGACCAUUUUAAUGAAGCCAUAUGAAUUUGUUAAUGACUUGCAAAACAGACCCAGAAGGAAAUUGAAACAACUCAAAGUUGUUGAGACUGUAUCCAAUUUGUCAAAUCAGGAGUUAAUCAAGAGGAAGAAAAAAGAACAAGAGUACAAUGAUACAAAAUUGAAAAACACUCUCAAAAUUAAGCUUGCCAGUUUGAUGGACUUGUUCAAAGUAAGGUACAAACGGUUCAAAAAGCCAAUUGUUGACGAAAACUUGCUCUACCAUUUAUUCGAUCCUUUAGUGUUGGAAAAUCCACUCAACAAUUAUCAAGUUUUGUACACUAGAGCCGACGAACCGGGUCAUGAAAAUAUGAUUAAGGAGUUAGCAACUGGCAAGAAUUAUUACAACAUGGAUCUUGAUACAAUUGAGGAAAGAUUAUGGAAUGGCUUUUACAGUGAACCUAGACAGUUUCUCAAGGACCUCAAGUUGAUUUUAAAAGAUUGCAUCACGUCUGGUGAUCGAGAAAGAAUCCUAAAGGCGAAUGAAAUGAUUACUAAUGCGCAAUUUGGUAUUGAUGACUUUUCUACACCAGAAUUUUUAAAAGCUUGUAAGGAGAUGAGAGAGAGGGAUAAAGCAAAACAAGAGAAAUUAUUGAAGGAAUAUGAGGUGUUGAAAUUGAAGAUGCAGAAUGGUGCUGUUGAGCAAGUCGCAGAGGUGGCUAAUGUUGAAAAUAAUGGCAGUGCUGCCACUGCGACAGAGCAGGAGUCUGUCUUGACACCUCUUCCUAAUGGGGACGCUUCUCAUCAGAAGGAGGAGAUAGCUGCUGCAGCAAUGGAUGUGGACUUCCAUGAGGACAAGAAAGAGUCACUCGCUGAAUCAAAUGAGCAACAGAAAGAAGAAAUCGAGCAACCAAGGGAGGAAGUCAAGGAACAGAAAGAGGAGAAUGAGGCAGAACCACAAGUGGAAGCAGAGGUGGAGAAAGAAGAUUCUGAAUCUGAAGCUGAGGAUUCUUUUGCAAUUGACCACUCCAGGGAAAUAGUACUCAACAAAGAUUUGUUCGACAAGCUCAAGAAACAGGUUGUCAAAAUCACCGACCAGUUUACCAUUGACAGAUUAGAAAUGGUCAUGGCCAGAUUGAUGGAUAUAGUCUGGAAUGAUAGAAACGAAUGGGACAAGACUUCAACUCUUGACAAUAUUGAAAAAGUAUUAACCUCAUUCCAACCUACAUCUUAA
Messenger RNA from Lodderomyces margitis, 3894 nucleotides. RefSeq lists its product as uncharacterized. The record is from RefSeq and is a predicted model, not a curated record. Lineage: Eukaryota; Fungi; Ascomycota; Pichiomycetes; Serinales; Debaryomycetaceae. Gene Ontology annotation, biological process: positive regulation of transcription by RNA polymerase II. Gene Ontology annotation, cellular component: nucleus. Gene Ontology annotation, molecular function: chromatin binding; histone binding; ATP binding. Bases 1 to 3894 code for a protein of 1297 amino acids. The transcript has a single exon.